Molecule: messenger RNA, 2697 nt
Organism: Leishmania braziliensis MHOM/BR/75/M2904
Lineage: Eukaryota; Euglenozoa; Kinetoplastea; Trypanosomatida; Trypanosomatidae
Exons: 1
Coding region: 1-2697 (898 amino acids)
Source: RefSeq, a predicted model, not a curated record
AUGACAGCGAUUGUGAUUGGCCGCAAGGAACUCUUCUCCUUCGCGGACCGCUACAGCUCACGGCACCUCAGCGACUACAGCGGCCUGGCAGACGGCGAGGUGCUCUGCUGCCUCUUUAACCUCGUCUUCCCUGACUUUCGCAUUCGCCCAGCACCAGCGCAGACACACUCCAGCACGCAGCGGGCACACGCUAACUGGGAGCAGCUCUUUCGCCGCUUUGCGAAGCUACGCAUCCCACUCUCCUUUCUCAAUCCCACCGCCCUCCGAGCCGGCAGCGUCGAGUGCGGCUUCAGUACGCUCGUACUCUUCUACUUUUUCCAUCACCUCUCGAAGCGGCCGGACUUCUCGGCGGAGUUCGCGCUCGACGUGGCUGAAGAGGUGACCACUUACCUGCAGUCGACUGACUGCAUCGCCACUCUGCUACUGGGGAACGCACUUCAAUGGGCUGCGGUUCCGGAGCCGCUGGCGCAGACACUACGGGUGCACCCGGCCUUCCACGCAGCUGUGGAGGCGGUGACAGCACAGGAAGAGGAGGCUGUCCGCACCUACCGUUCGAUGUUUGUGAGGCGGCGUGCAGGCAGCGCUAGCAGUAUCCGCGGCCUCCCUGCAUCUCAACGCGCACGCUCACACACAAAGGAACAACAGCCGGGAAUCGGCGACCCAAGCAGCAUGAGACCCGGGCCAUCUCCAUCUUCUGCAGCGUCGUCCUCUAUGCCGGACGUCAAGCACACGGCGGAGUCACUCCAACCACGACCCCCACCCCGCAAUAGGUCGCCUCAGUCCUCCCGCUCCUCUACUGCUAGACUAUCGAGCAGCAGCGAUGUGAGCUCGUCUGUCGACUUCAGUGGGCUGCAGCACCAGUGCAGCUCUGAGAUGCGCACGCGGGGCGCCGAGGUGCGAGGCGCAUCACAACCAAAGGCCCAAAGUCCGCGCAGCUCAUCAAGGCGUAGCGCAUCGUCGUCACGCUCAUCUGGGAAUUCCCAUUGCUCUACAACGGCGCCUCUAUCAUACCAGCUCGCUAGCACGGCAGCCGCCGCUGUCGCACAGCCGUCCCGUGCGCUCCACCGCUCUACCUCAUCUGUUAGCAACACAAGCGCAUUCCAUGCGUCGGCGGUGUCUUCCUCACACGCACGUGACGCAGCUCUCGAAGCUGCUCUGCAAUCGAAGGAAGCGGAGUGUGAGUCGCUCCAGAUGCAGGUGGCGCAGCUGCUGACUCUUCUCGCCAACACGCGCACGACUGACACCGCCUCGGGUUCUGCUGAUGGCCGGCACCAUGUGCACAGCCCCACUCCACGCACGUCCGGGGUGAGGGCAUCGGCGCAAAGAGGCGACGCAGUGGAUGGUGCAUCAGCAGCACGCUUGCAGGAACACUACGCUCACCGUAUCGAGGAGCUAGAGACACAGCUGCGUGCCUACCGCGAAUCCAGCCACAGCCGACGAGCCCUGUCGUCUCCCUCUCCUGCUCCAGCGGCACCCGCAGUCCCACUACCAUCGGGAGCCACAGUGGACAAGGCUAUGCUGGAGGCGGAGAUCGCGGCACUGACGGAGGUCAUCGUCGACGACGAGGCAGGGACUACCGCCGUGGAUGUGCAUGAGAAGGCGAACCUGCUGCACUGCCUCAUGCUGGAACACCUGCAAGAGUCCCCGCGCAAUCGCCAGCAGAUGCAGCAGUGGUUGUGGUCCAUCGUCGCAGCACACCACACAAUGGAAGGAAGACUAAUGGCAGCGGUCGACCUACUGCGCUUGUGGAGCAGCACGCUCCCGGCCGCUGGUACUGGUGCAGCCUCGGCUGCGAACCCUUCCGCCACCAACGGGGAGGCGUCCACGGCGGCACUGCGGAGUCAGUCGGCGGUCGCAUCUCCCUUCUCUGCCGCUUCAGCAAGCAGCGACUCGGAUACCGCAGACAGCAAAGGCGUUGAUCAUGAAGAAAUGACGGCGCUGCGUAACGCUCACUAUGCGGAGCUUGAGACUCUUCAUACCCGGGAGCACCAGCUGGCGGCAGCACUGCAGGCAGCGGAGGCGCACAACGUCGCAACAGUGCAGCGGGCGGUGCGGCGGGAGCGACUGUGGAAGUCACUAUGUGCGUCCGUCUACGCAGCGGAGCAGGCCUCCUACGCGAUUACGGAGUGCCGCACAGCUGAGGAAGUUGAAGAGCGACUGCGUCAGCGGGAGGAGCACUAUGGUGCCGUGGAGGCGCUCACGCAGCAGCUGGUGGAGGAGGGCCAGCAGGAGACGGCGACAAGCACUCAGCAACACGAAAGAGAGGCAGCAGCAGUAUUACCUGGACCGUGCACGUCGCUGCAGGCGCUCGUAACACAACUGCAGGAAGAGCGCGCGGAACUCCUAAGCGACCUGACACGCCUGCAUGAUGCGUUGGCCGCGCUGCAAGCGGAGAAGGCGCGCACGACGAACGCGGACGUAGCGAAGGCGUCAAAGGCGUCACUGCGCUCCGUUACGUACGCGAGCGCAGCAGCCGCGCCGCUCUUCAGCGAUGGCCUCUACCGCAAGUCUCCUGCCGUUGUACGCAAAGGCGCAGGGGGCACAAGCAAUGCUCUCGACGAGGGCGAUCCAUCGAGGAUAUCGUUUCCGUCAGGGUCUACCCGCGCACCUCGCGGACUCACCUCGCUCCUGCAGCUCCGGGAAGGAGAAGAACCCUCUGGUGUGACUACGGCUGGUGCUCCUACUGCGUACUCAUAG